This is a messenger RNA of Haemonchus placei, 342 nucleotides long. Lineage: Eukaryota; Metazoa; Nematoda; Chromadorea; Rhabditida; Trichostrongylidae. The record is from the annotation of a GenBank genome assembly.
AUGUUCCACCACGUUGUUGCCUUUAUUGCUGCUUUGGCCGUCUACCAUGUUGCUUGCCAAGUUGGUGGUAACAGUACCAGAAAUGGUACUAUCGGUGGAAAUGGCACCAGCAAUGGCACAGGAGGUGGCAAUGGCACAAGAGGUGGAAAUGGAACUCAGGACUAUGAGGAGAUUUACUUUAUAAGUGCAGACCUUGUCGCUGGCGUUCUCUAUCAGGUCGUUAGUGUCCUAAUUGGUCUUAUCUAUGCACUCGGAGGAUUCGGAUAUGGAUAUGAUGGAGGAGACUUUGGCGGAAACUCCACAAAUAUGACCAAUUCUACUAAUAUGACUAGACCUUUCUAA